UCGUCUCGGUCUCAGUUUCCCUUGCACUUACGCACUUGCUGGUUAUAAUACUUACUCUCUCGCUCCCUCUCUCUGUCGCUUCGCUCCGUGUAUACUCCCGCGAAAGUCGAAGCGCAAGAUCGAAGACCAUUUUUGCAUUAACCAAGGUGCCUUGCGUUUUGGGCUCGGACGAAACGUCACGGGGCCCACGGCAAAAAAAAAAAAAAAAAAAAAAAAAAAAGACUGAUUUAUUAGUUAUACCGUUGUGUCCUUGUUAUUGCUACCCAUAGGAUUUUAGCGGUUGCGUAUAUACGUUGUACAGGCACACCAGGAGGCCGGAGAGGAUGGAAAGUGCCGUUUAUUGGACUACCGAUUUUUGUUGUAAUUGUCGUUGUUUUUGGUUUUGUUGCGCUCGGAGGCAAGGGUAAUGGUCACCGAGGCAAUUGGUGCGCGUACGUACGAAUGCAUGUUGUCGAAACGAGUGGAACGGCAGAGGCAUCGGAUGAAGCAGCAGUGCGACGCAACACGCACGCAUUGUACAGUGGCGAGGGCAGUGCAGUAGCAUAUUAUAUCGUACCCCAUACGCGUUUCUAGAUCGGGAUCGAUACAACUGAAUGGCACCUCAUUUAUGGAAGAAGAGUGAACCUAAGCGGGCAAAUUGUUCGAUUGCGUUUUACGAGGGGAUCGAAGAUACCAGAGACAUGCAAUUAUUGCAGCGCUGCUCCCGGAGCAGCUACAUCGGGGAUUAUUAUCGAAACGGUACAAACACGAGCACAUCGGUAUCGACAACGACGGGAUCUGCGGCAGCCAGAGGCAUCGGCCCGCCGUCAUCGGUGACCGGUCCGAGCAGACCCAAGCAGCCGACCAACGGCUCGAUUCGCCAGGCCAAUCUAGCACCGAGCACCACCCGGGCGAGGGUGGCUCACCAUCACUACCAACACAGCCAACAGCAACAGCAGCAAAACCAACAAAAUAAACCAUCGGCUCAGCAACGGGGGAGCGCCUCGGCGAGGGCACUGCUGAGUAAAGGAGGCCCCGGUGAGUCGCUGAGGCGCUCGGAUGACCUGGCCGGGCAAAGAUCGGCUUCUGGCAGCGCUCAGGACCUCUGCGACAACUCCAACGACUCGGGGCUCGGGUUCGAGGAGCGCCAGCAGCAGCUCAGCAAGGCCACCGCGUGGAGCGGAUCCCCGUCGUCGGUCGGGGGCGAGGAGGACACCAAGCGCCGUAAGAUGGACAUGAAGCUCGAGUCCGAGGACGCGAACUUUGCCUUCCCUGACCUCGUGCAGGGCGGCCAGUCGAACGAGAUAAAGUCGAGGGCCAACGGCAUAGUGACCGGCGGCGGCCGGGCGAACGCCGCGGGUGGAGGAGUCAACGGCUCCGUUGGCCGCGUCAUCGGCCCGGCCGGUGGCGUCCACAGGCCGAGACCCGGACUCGGGACCCUCUCCAAGAGAUCACUGGCCUCCGGGCACCAAGGCCCCGUCACGCUCAACACCCAACUAUCCAACGUAUCGCGCAAUGGAAAAGUCCAGCUGCAGAUAAUAUGCCAGCCGGAGCAGCAGCACAGGGCCCGCUAUCAGACCGAGGGCUCGCGGGGCGCCGUCAAGGACCGCACGGGCAACGGCUUCCCGAUCGUCCGGCUCGUCGGCUACGACAAACCCGUCACCCUACAGGUUUUCAUAGGGACGGAUCUCGGCCGAGUGGUGCCUCACAUGUUUUACCAGGCGUGCCGGGUGAGCGGGAAAAACUCGACGCCGUGCACCGAGCGCAAGGUGGACGGGACCAUUGUCAUCGAGGUCGACAUGGACCCCCUCAAGGACAUGCUCGUCACGUGCGACUGCGUCGGGAUACUCAAGGAGCGCAACGUCGACGUCGAGCACCGUUUUCCCCACGAGGCGGGCAUACUCCAGGGAAGGAGCAAAAAAAAAUCGACCCGUUGUCGCAUGGUCUUUCGCGCUAGCAUCACCCACGACGACGGCGCCACCGAGACCCUCCAGAUCUGCUCGCAGCCCAUCGUUUGCACCCAGCCCCCGGGUAUCCCGGAGAUCUGCAAAAAGUCGCUGACCUCGUGCCCGUGCACGGGCGGCCUCGAGCUCUUCAUCCUGGGCAAAAACUUUCUCAAGGACACGCGCGUGGUCUUCCAACUGGACGGGGACGAGCUGGCCAACUCGCUCGAGCCCCACUGGGAGUGCACCGUCGUCCCCGACAAGGAGUUCCUGCAGCAGACCCACCUCGUGUGCGUCGUGCCCCCCUACAGGCGGCAGGACCUCGAUCCCGCGGAGACCAUCGGCAUCAAGCUGUACGCGAUAUCGUCCGGCAAGACCAGCGAGCCCCACGCCUUCGUCUACACGGCGGCCUCGGCUCCGCCUGCCCCCUCCCUAGGCAAGCUCGACGGCGCCACUGUCAGCUUGGUCACGACCAACAGCAACGACGCCAUCCUCGCGCCAAAACUGCCCCCCAAGCCUCUAGUCGUGCCCAAUCAAGUCGCGACCGCCGACUUGUUGCCGGUGAGCGUGGGAUCCACCAAUUUUCUCGGUGCCAUUCAAUCCACAACGGUGGCGGCGGCAAACACGGUAGCUUCGGAAGUGCUGAAGAACGAGCCAAGCCCGCCCCCGGUGAGCGUCCCGACCCCGGUGACGCCGGUCAUGCUGUGGAGCUCGCAGCAGCCGACCGGCCCACCUGGCCCCGUCGACGUCAUGAUGCCCCCGCCCAACAGCAUUGUGGCCGGUUCGCUCAUGGGCCGCAGGCCCUCGGCGGGCAUACAGCUCAUCAUGCCCGACAACCUCAAGACCGAGGUGCUGGACGAGAACAGCGAGAGCAGCCUCAUGGGCGAGAACAGCUUGCCGGGCAUGCCGAACGGGCCCACGGCUACGAGCUCGGGCGGCCUCGAGCACCUCGUCAGCGAGAACUCGAGGGACGCCUCGCAAGCGGGUCUCCUGCGGAGCACCGUAACGACGAACGGCUCGCCGGUCCAGGACGGCCUUCUUGGCGUCGUGGACCUCAUGCGCGGUCAGCACCCCAUGGCCCUCGUGCCCCAACAAUCGGCCUUUGCCGGCCUGCAGGAAGCAUCACAGGUGAAGGUGCUGAGUCCGCAUCGCAUAAACAAGGACAACGGUCCGAUAUUGGGGAGCGACGCGAGCCUAACUAACAGCAUGCAGAACACGGGGGUGGUGGAUUUGCGCAUGAAGCACCACCAGUCCGAGUUCAACGGUAUCGGGAACGGCAGCCUCGGUAGUUUCGCCAUCACUCCCGCCGACCAGCCGCUGCCCGCCCAGACUGGCCAGAGCAUUGAAAAGUACCUCAAUCAAAUCGAAUCGACGCCCAAAAAGCCCGAGGAAGCUAACUUUGUCCGAGCCUCCAUAAUAGCGACGGGCCAGCAGCAGCAGCAGCAGCAGCAGCAACAACAGCCAACGAGUCUGCUGGCGUCCGCGUCGGCCGCGGUGCCCCUGGACAACCUCGUCGACAAUCACCAGAUCGUAUCGCCUCUCGGAGCCGCCAACUCGAGUCCGAAUACGAUGAUCAGCCAAGUGACGUCGGACACCAUCGUCAGUCCACAACAGGCGACGUCGAGUCCCGCUCUGCCUGUGAAAAACAUGCUGCUGGAGGCUCUCAUGCCCACGACCAGCAUAUCCCCGCUGAGUGUCGAGAGCAAUUCCAGCGUGGUGGCCAACGUUUCGGCGGUCCAAGUGCAAGAUCCGUCCCAGGACAAUAGCUUGCUGAAGUCGAUAAACACGGCACUGCUGCCCAGCAUGCAGGACUCGUCUGUCACGGCAGUCGGUGCCGCUGCGACGAGCGUCAACCCCAACGUGAGCGUCACCUCGCACAAUACCCUGCAAGUCACCGCCAACGAGGUCAUACCCAGCGCGGUGGCCACCAUGGCUCUGGUACAGGAUACAGUGUCCAUCCAGCAGCAGGUCCAACAGGUCGAGCAAGUCGUGGCGCAGGCCGCGCAGCAAGUCGAACAGGUGGUGGCUCAAGCUCAGCAGCAAGCGGUUCAGGCGGUGCAGCAGGCGCAGCAGCAGGUGGUCCACCAAGUGGUGGCGCACGCCCAGGCCGUGCAGAUGGCGGUGAAGAACGCCCAGACAGUGGCGCCAACCGAGCCCGAGGUCCAGCAGGUCAUGCAGCAGGUGACCCACGAGGUCGUCCAACAAGCCGUGCAACAGGCGACCCACGAGGUGGUCCAGCAGGUCCAGGCGGUCCAGCAGGCCGUCCAACAGGCCCAGGCGGCUCAGGCCAUGCAACAAGCCGUCCAGCAGGACAUCAGCUCCAUGCUCAAUCAACCCGCGGGUUUUGUCGCCGAGGCGAGCUCGGCUCUGGCUAGCGGUGCGUCCCAAGAGCCCAGCCAACAACGGCUCACCAACGAGGCCGAGAUGGCCAUCAACAGCGUCAUAACCAACGCCACCCAGGACAUCAUCAACAACACAAAGCCCAUCACUACCACGACCGCUCACGCCAUUAUUGCCACCAAAAACAUACUCAACAGCGUCGCCACGGAGAGCGCCAAGCUGAUGAACAGCGCGAUGGAGGGAAUCCUGCCAAAGUCGCCGACCGCCUCGCAGACGAUAGUCGAGCAGGUGGCGUGCAAGUCGCCGACGAUAGGCUCGAUGCAGAUGCAGGCGGCGCCGAACGACCGGGCCGCGCUGGUCGGCCAGCAACCGGUGCCGAUGCAACAGCAGCCGACGGAACCCCAGCCUCAGGUUGUGCCGCAGAUCAACGCCGUUGUCAGGAGGGCGGAUGGAAAUCCCAACGGUAUGAUUUCCCAGGAGCUCAUGACGGACCACGACCUGCUCAACUACUUAAACUCGGGCUGUUUCGAUCCACAGAGUGGAUUCCUCAUUUAGUCUGCGAAACGUUUGUUUAUACAUUUACUGUUUUCUUUCCCCCCCCCCUUUCUUUUGGAGCAAGAGCUCAUCCAGACCUGAUGAGUGUUCUGCUAUCAACGGUUACUGCUUUUUUCUUUUUGUGUAGAUUUUUCUCAUCGUUAUUAUUAUUAUCAUUAUGAUGAUGAUUAUUACUGUUGCGUU
Molecule: messenger RNA, 5000 nt
Organism: Copidosoma floridanum
Lineage: Eukaryota; Metazoa; Arthropoda; Insecta; Hymenoptera; Encyrtidae
Gene: NFAT
Product: nuclear factor of activated T cells 3
Biological process (GO): regulation of transcription by RNA polymerase II
Cellular component (GO): transcription regulator complex
Molecular function (GO): transcription factor binding; DNA-binding transcription factor activity, RNA polymerase II-specific; RNA polymerase II cis-regulatory region sequence-specific DNA binding
Source: RefSeq, a predicted model, not a curated record